Acanthoscelides obtectus is the source of this 1504-nucleotide messenger RNA. The record is from the annotation of a GenBank genome assembly. Lineage: Eukaryota; Metazoa; Arthropoda; Insecta; Coleoptera; Chrysomelidae.
GCGUAAAACACCGGUAUAAAAGCCGGCCGGUGCCGCCCUAGCAGUUUAUUUCCCCGCAAAUCGAGUCGGCUUGUGUCAGAUCGAGACCUACAACAAAGAAACCCUUCAAGAUGUCCCUGAUUCCGUUUUUGUUCGAUGAUUCUCACCUCUUUCAUCCAUCCAGGCUGCUGGAUCAGCGCUUUGGCUUGGCCCUGGACCCGGAGGAUCUCCUGCAGCCGGUGACUUACCCCAGGAGCGUGGUUCGAUGUCCUGCGGGGUAUCUGCGUCCUUGGCGGUCCCACAAUUCCCACGAUGAUUCUGGCUCUGUGGUGACAUAUGGCAAGGACAAGUUCCAAGCCAACUUGGACGUUCAGCAGUUCAAACCGGAAGAGAUCACGGUCAAGGUCACAGGAGACAACGUACUUACUAUCGAGGGAAAGCAUGAGGAAAAACCCGAUGAGCAUGGACACAUUUACAGACACUUCGUCAGGAAAUACACCGUUCCAAAGAACUUUGACAUCGGCAAAGUGGAAUCCAAGCUGUCUUCAGACGGCGUACUCAGCAUCACAGCUCCGAGGAUCGACGAUGACAAGACUGAACACAAAUCAAUCCCCAUCACUCAGACGGGAGAACCUGUCAAAGCUGUCAAAGCUAAGGAAUCCAAGUAAAACGGGACCAAUCGCAAACCAUCACUUAUUUUGUCAAUUUGUAAUACUUUUCCUAAGCGCUACGCUUAGAUGCAGUUUUUGGGAGAGUUUGUCUGAGUAGAUAUUAGUUUUUCAGGAGUAGCUCUUGUAAAAUAAUGUUAUUUCUUCUUACAGAAGAGUCUAGCGACGCUAAAGUACAUUAUGUCCGAAAACGGUAGCUUCACAAGCAAACUUUCCAGUUUAUACGUGUCUAGCUAGAACACUGCGGCCCACUUUCUCAACGGCAAAUUGAAGUUCACGUCUUAACCUGUAGUUAACUGGCAGUUAGCGUGACAGACAGUUGUUGAUAUGGCAACACUGCUUUUGUGACACUAUACUUUUGUAUUGGUGACAGUCCUGAUAAUGUCAAACAGGCUUAGCUACAAACUGCUAAUUGUUUUUUGUGAGUAGGCUUUGAUUUGCGAUUGUAAAAGUUGGGCCUAAAAUACGUCGCUGAGAUACUGUGCUGUGGAAAUCCUACUAUAGUUGUUGUGUAGUUGUUUCAAGUUGAUGUAUGCUUAUAAGAUUUUUCAAAAUGUUAUUUUAGUGAUAAGAACUGAUUUUAGAUACGAUCAUAUACGCAUAAUUACUUGUAGCUUAUUAAUAUCAUCAACACAGUCAUCUAACAAAUACUGCCGAUGUUCUGAAUGAAAUCUGUAUUUUUACUUUCACUAAAUAUAUAUGUCGUGAAUCUUAUUUUUUCUUCAUCUCAUUUUAAGCGCGAUAAUUGGAGAUAAAAUUUGUCCCCAAUUGCCGGUGCACGAACCACACGUAACACGCCUAGUAAUUCCCGGAUUUAUCAACCUCAGAGUAGGGCAUCCAGUUAUUGAACUCUUCCG